AACGAAAACAUAGUAUGUAAACAAAAUCAUGAUUGUGAGAAUCAAUUGAUUUGAGAAAAAAAUGAAAGAGUUGUUGUGUGUGCUCACCGUCUACGUUUUCAUCGUUGUCUGUUCUUCACCAGUGGAUCUUUAAAACAAAAACAUAAAUAAAAACAAAAGCAUGAUUGUGAAAAUCAAUUGAUUUUAAAAAAAAAGAAAUAAAAGAGUUAUUGUGUGUGCUCACCGUCUAUAACUUCAUCGUUGUCUUUUCUUUAGAACAAUUGAUUGUUCUUUUGGUGAAGUAUUGAAAGAGAAGAAUUAUGUGACAGAAGAAAAUGUAUGAUUUUGUUGAUAAUCUGAAGAAGAAAGAGAAACACUGGAAAGAGAUGGUGGAGUAGAGACGUGGCGGUGGUGGUGAUGGAUUAGAAGAUGUGGCUAAAAUUUUUUUAUAUAUUUUUUAAUUAUUUUUGUUAGUAUGUUUCACCGGUAGGUUGAAAAGGGUAAUAUGUCAAUAAUCUAUAAUGUGUACAGUGUAUUUUGAAAAACCAUGAUUUUUAAGUAGUGGAUGAAUUAUAAUUUGUUUGAUGGAUGUAUGAUGCAAUUCCCCUUGAUUUAUUAGAUCAAAUUAUGAUGUAGACUAUAAAAUAAGUCUACCAAGUAGAUUUCUCUGAAGGUCUACAGAUAUUUAGAUUUUUUUGGUUACGUGUAGACUUAUGAAUUACAGAAUCAUAAAAUAAUUUUUUAUUUUUUAUUUGGUCAUAAGAAUUAAAUAAUAUUUUACCAUCUUUUAGGUUGAUUUUGCAUUUUAUUGAAUAUGUGUGCUACUUUUUGAUUUAAAAUGAAUAUUUAGGUUGUUUUUAGCAAAUUCCUCUCGUUUAAAAUUGGAUAGUUACAAUUUUUUUACUGAUUUUCUUUAAAAUAUACUUGUAAUAUAUGCCAAAAAAAAAUAUUGUAUACCAACAUUUUUGUAUCCAAUUAUUUCUAUCAAAAAUUUCGAUUGAGAUUGUACUCCUAUAAUUCAACACUCGACGUUGUUUCAAAUUAGUAAUGCUGAUUUUCUUCUUUUUUUUAAUCUAUACUAUAUUAAAAGGGAUAUAUAAUCAACAGGGAGAGUGUCCACGUCCUCAAUUUAAAUCAGCCAAUAAGAAUUAUUCUUUUUACCACGUAUGCUAUUUUAGCCCAAAACAUGGAAACCAACUUCGAUUGUGAUUCAUCUUCCUCGAUUCCAACUGUUUUUUUUUCUUCAAGUUUUCAUUCUUCAACGCCUCCUACGGUCCUACCUAAUUAGGGUGUGGAAGAGCCGUCUAUUCUCUUCAUCUCUUCGUCUCUUUUUUUUUUUGCUCAAACAUCUCUUUGUCUCUAUCUCUUCCUCUCUGUCUCUCUCUCUAUGUCUCUCUUCCAAUGAUGAAUCCACAAGGCCAUCCCGAACCUGAUUCCGAACCUCCUCCGACGAUACCUUCGAGUCGGUGGGUGUUGAGAUGAGGAAUGGUGAAGAAACUAAAUGUGUUUUUCCCUUGACGAGUCUCCUUUGCGGUUUGGUGGGUUGAUUGAAAAGUUAAGGUCUUUUGAUCCUGUUUUGUGUUCUAAUUCUCUGUAGUUAAGGCUUUUUACUGAGAAAAUCUUUUGGGUGAUGCAGAUCUUUGAUAGUUUUCAGAGAAGUAUCAAUUUUUAUUGAAUUGCCUUUGUUGGUUUGUGAGGUUUGUUCCUCUGUUUCGCCGCCGCAGAAGGAGAGGUUUAUCCGAGGAAUAGGAAAGUUUGAUCUGCGGCAACGAGAUGGAAGAAGCUUGGUUUCGUCUGUGUUAUCUCUCUCAAACUAGAUUUGAUUUUGAAAUGGCUUGAGGAGAUGAGAAAAGAGGACGAGGAGAGGAAGGUUUAUAUAAAAGGAAGGACGAAGGGUGAGAGAAAAGAAGUAACUUCGAAAUUGUCAUUCACCCUCCAAAAACGACUACGUCAAUUAUGGCAGUUGAGCCGCUCAUUUUCUCUUUAAUUAUCAAUAGGGUGACACAAAGGGAUCAGCAAAAGGUGGGGAUGCAAAUUCAAAGAAAGAGGUCAAUCAAGCCAAAAUGGCCAGGUACAGACACCUGGUCUUCCCUAUACUCGAGUUCCUUCAAGAGCAUCAACUUUACCCUGAUGAGCAGAUCCUCAAGUUCAAGAUCGAGCUUCUGAACAAGACCAACAUGGUUGAUUACGCCAUGGACAUCCACAAGAGUCUCGACCACACAGAAGACGCUCCCCAAGAUAUGGAGGAAGCGGCUGCAUUGCUCGUGACGUUCCUUUUGAACCCUAAUGCUGUCCAGGAGCUAAGAGGUGAUAAGAAAUACAAUCUCCAGAUGCUGAAAGAACGUUACCAGAUUGGUCCAGACCAGAUUGAGGCGUUGAAUCAGUACGCCAAGUUUCAGUUUGAAUGUGGGAAUUAUUCAGGUGCCGCUGAUUAUCUUUCCAGUACAGGACUCUUUGCUCUAACCUUGAGAGAAGUAUGAGUGCCUUGUGGGGGAAGCUAGCAUCUGAGAUAUUGAUGCAGAACUGGGACAUUGCGCUUGAAGAGCUCAACCGUCUCAAGGAUAUUAUUGACUCAAAACUGCUGUUGGGUUGCAGAAGUCACGAUUCUGGUGUGAGCCGCUUGGUGAGUUUUGGUUGCUUGUGUUGUUGUUUUCCUUUCUCUGAUGUUCGUAGGAGAGAUGCAUCAUUCUUCAUGAUGAUUCUUUCUCUCUCUACAAAAGCUCAUCUUUUCUACUUACCAUUCAGUUCCCAGAUGCUCGAGGAGACACUAUAUGUAAAGAACUCACACAGACACCGCAAUCUCAUUAAGUAUCUAAAAGACUAUAUUGACUUCAUUUCCACAAAAUAUCCUUUUUGGAAUCGAACUUCUGGAGCUGAUCAUUUCCUUGCCGCCUGCCAUGACUGGGUUCCAUCGGAGACACGCAAGCAUUUUUCCAAGACUAUAAGGGCGUUGUGUAACUCGGAUGUUAAAGAAGGCUUUGUCUUUGGAAAGGACACAUCUCUACCGGAGACAUACGUUAGAUAUCCCAAGAAACCACUAAGUAACAUCGGUGGCAAGUCUGCGUCCAAAAGGCCAACAGUAGCUUUCUUUAAUUUGCUGGUCAACCCGAUCACGGGUACGUUAGGCCAAUACUACUCUCUUACUGGGGUGAACAACAAAGAUCCUGACCUGAAAAUUUUCGGGAAGCUUCUGAGGUCUAAAGGAAACAAGAACUAUCUUCAGUUCAUGAAGACGAGCAAAUACUAUUUUCUAUGGUUGUGUUCCAGUAAUCAUAUCUGAUAACUUUGUGCCACCUUUCUUCGAGGUUUUGAAGUGGGAGUCGUUUGCGGUUUUUGUGUUGGAGAAAGAUAUACCCAACUUGAAGAAGAUUUUGAUGUCUAUAUUGGAACGUAGGUAUAAGCAAUUGCAGAUGAGAGUGAAGAGAGUACAGAAGCAUUUUUUUGUGGCAUGUGAAGCCUGAGAAGUAUGAUAUGUUUCACGUGAUUCUUCAUUCUGUUUGGUUUAACCGAGUUUUCCAAAUUUCGGUUUAGAAGUUCUUUAUCAAACAAACAAUUCAUUUA
Molecule: messenger RNA, 3540 nt
Organism: Brassica napus (rape)
Lineage: Eukaryota; Viridiplantae; Streptophyta; Magnoliopsida; Brassicales; Brassicaceae
Product: eukaryotic translation initiation factor 3 subunit E-like
Exons: 5
Coding region: 2043-2459 (138 amino acids)
Biological process (GO): translational initiation
Cellular component (GO): eukaryotic translation initiation factor 3 complex; nucleus; cytoplasm
Molecular function (GO): translation initiation factor activity; glycosyltransferase activity
Source: RefSeq, a predicted model, not a curated record